AUUGUACAAUAGGAAAUUCGGAGAGGGGAUUUGGUGAAACGAGAUUGGGGGUAGACGUGACCAAAUUCACCUUCUGUACUCGUGAAGUAGACAGCACAGCAGCCAUGGGUCGUAAAUUUUUCGUCGGUGGUAAUUGGAAAAUGAAUGGAACCAAAAAUGAAAUAGAUGGUAUCGUUGCGUUUUUAAAAACUGGUCCUCUAGAUCCAAAUGUUGAGGUUGUUGUUGGAGUACCGUCAAUAUAUUUGACAUACGCGAAAAGUAUAUUACCCGAUAAUGUUGCCGUCAGUGCCCAAAAUACGUAUAAAGUAGCAAAAGGAGCAUUUACUGGAGAAAUCAGUCCUGCUAUGCUAUUAGACAAUGGAAUUCAUUGGGUAAUACUUGGCCAUUCUGAACGGAGAAAUGUCUUUGGUGAAAAUGAUGAAUUAAUAGCAGAGAAAGUAGCUCACGCUUUAGAUACAGGGUUAAAGGUAAUCGCGUGUAUCGGAGAAAAAUUGGAGGAGCGUGAGGCUGGUAAAACUGAAGAAGUAGUCUAUAGGCAAACCAAAGCUAUCGCGGAUAAGAUAAAAUCUUGGGAUAAUGUAGUUGUUGCCUAUGAACCAGUAUGGGCAAUUGGAACUGGAAAAACGGCCACUCCUCAGCAAGCUCAAGAAGUACACGAUAAACUGAGACAAUGGUUCUGUACUAAUCUGAAUCCAACAGUUGCUGAAAAUGUUCAAAUUAUUUACGGAGGAUCAGUGACAGCGGAAAAUGCGAAAGAUCUGGCAAAAGAAAAAGAUAUUGACGGAUUCUUAGUUGGAGGGGCGUCUUUGAAACCGGAUUUUGUAAAAAUUGUUAACGCCAAACAGUAAGAUCAGAUAUUCUCAACUAUAAAAGUAUUGUUUAAACUUAGAGAAAUUUCAAUGCAAUAAAAUAAAUUGCAGAUAAUGAUAUUUUAUUCUGUUCUUUAUCUAAAGAGUUUUCAGAGUAUACGUUUCGUGUAAAUAUUUAAUUAUCCGCAGCAUAAUAAAUGUUACAAUUAAA
Megalopta genalis is the source of this 1020-nucleotide messenger RNA. It is a transcript of the gene Tpi, whose product is annotated as triose phosphate isomerase. Gene Ontology annotation, biological process: glyceraldehyde-3-phosphate biosynthetic process; gluconeogenesis; glycolytic process. Lineage: Eukaryota; Metazoa; Arthropoda; Insecta; Hymenoptera; Halictidae. The record is from RefSeq and is a predicted model, not a curated record. Gene Ontology annotation, cellular component: cytosol. Gene Ontology annotation, molecular function: triose-phosphate isomerase activity.